UAGAUUUUAGGACGAAUUUUAACAGGUUUACCAUGAAUAGCGAAUUUUGUAUUCCUAUAACAAGACUCCAGAGCAUUUAAAAAAGUCAAACCAAGUUCAGAAAUGAGUCGUUUGCUUAAUUUUUCAGUCAGUCUAUCAUCUACUUAUUUUCGUAAUCAACAGUUUAAUUAUUGUACUCUUGAAUGUUUCAGUACGCAGCAUUCUUCCAAAAUCAUGCGUUACCAAACAACGUAUGAGUUUUGUGUGUGAUGUAUCGUGAUAUAUUGGUACUUAUUUUUGAGCUGCUGCAUAACGCACUAUUUUCUAAAACGCGUGAGUAAAACAGAUGUUUGUUUAUCUAGUCAAACCGUAUACUUAGUAACUGUUAGAUAACAGACAGCUACUGAAGGAUUCCAAAGCUCAUUGUCCCUUCCCGUGCCAAGGUAUUUGUUGAGGAAUUACAUCUUUUAAACUUAGCGCAUAAGUGUAGCAUAACUAUUAAGUUGCAAUUUACUCUAAAAGUGACAUAUCACUAACGAAAUGCUCAUAAAACAGAGCCUUAUAGAUAUCUGACUGUUUCCCGCGUCCGUCCCAACGACCUUAAGCGCAUGCUAUACUUUGGUUAACGGCACCUGUCAUUAUCAUAUCUGGAAUCUCAACGCUGCUGACCAACUACGGAGCAAAUACCACCCAGAUCAUUUUUUGAGUACCAUUUUUUCAAUGGGUUAGUAGCUCGUUGAGGUUAGGAUUAUGUUUAAGGUUUUGGAUCACUUUGAAAAUUGCUUAAUUCAGUCAUUAUUUGAGUGCCUAACAAUACAGUCAAACUUAGUACAGAAACAUACUGUUCCGCUUGUUCAGUGCAAUGUCUGCAUUUUUUAAUUCAUACCGGACGUUUGCUUGGUCGGUUGGUAGGCGGUGGUUGUCAUCAGAAUGUUUCGAGAAGAGUUCAUUGGAAACAGAAAGAAUUCGAACUGUUAGUCCACAGUCGGUUCAUUGGUUUCCGGGACAUAUGCAUAAAGUCCACGAUGCAAGAAUACCUUUCUCAGGCAGACCAGAGUUUUUUCAAAAGUUUGAAAUGACAAGGCCUACUAUUUUGCUACUGAAUAAAGUUGAUUUGGCAGAAAAAGUUACUGAUCGAGAAACAUACAAAGCCCGGAUCCUAGAAGCAUCAAAGAUUGUCAACCGAAGUCCAAUUGAAGUGUACUAUACUCAACUAAAUGCACCAGAGAAACAAAAACGAACUCUGAAAAGAAUAAUGUCUAGUCUACCUCAUUUGGCUGCUAGUGCAGGAAGUAUUAUUAAUUCUACUAUAACUCUAAUGGUUGUGGGUAUACCGAAUAGUGGAAAAAGUACAUUGAUUAAUGCUUUACGCGGAAUUGGACGUGGAGGUCCAGGAGGUGCAACAAGAGUUGGUCGUAAUGCAGGUCAAACUCGUUCUGUUGGUCAACCAAUUAUCUUGUGUAGGGGACAACUAAACAACAUGGUGGAUGAAAUGGACUAUCAUACGAACAGUUCUGAUGAUUACAGAAUCCAAGUUUUUGAUACCCCCGGUAUUUUGGAACCUCGUGCUCAAACUUUAGCUGAACGAUUAAGUCUUUGUGUUUGUGGAGCUGUUGAUUUAAAUUCUGUUCAACAAGAAAUAGUCGUUGACUAUCUAUUAUUCUGGUGGAAUUAUCGUCAACGAACAGAGUAUAUUAGUCGUCUCGAUCUUUCUGGUCCAAUCACAGAUGUCAAUGAAUUGUUACUCCAUGUAUGCUUGAAGAAUAAUUUUUUUCUGAUUACAAAAAAUCCACGUUGGCAAGCUCAUGAAAUUGAGAAUAUCAAUGAACUGUCGUCAAAUAAUACUAGUCGAGAGAUAAAGAUACCAGAUGUACGACAUGCUGCUUCAUAUAUUCUUCAAUUAUUCAAUAAAGGAUAUUUUGGUCGAACUACUUUUCUACCUGAAGAUGAAUUGGCAGCUAGUAAAUUUUUUCAUCUUGCACGCAAACGUUGACCAGAGUUCACGGCAGUUUGAUAUCCUAUAUAACACUUGUAGAUUUUUGUAAAUAAAUAAUUAACUUAUGUA
Messenger RNA from Trichobilharzia regenti, 2044 nucleotides. The record is from the annotation of a GenBank genome assembly. Lineage: Eukaryota; Metazoa; Platyhelminthes; Trematoda; Strigeidida; Schistosomatidae.